Molecule: messenger RNA, 1095 nt
Organism: Drosophila ananassae
Lineage: Eukaryota; Metazoa; Arthropoda; Insecta; Diptera; Drosophilidae
Product: trypsin alpha-4
Exons: 1
Coding region: 3-746 (247 amino acids)
Biological process (GO): proteolysis
Molecular function (GO): serine-type endopeptidase activity
Source: RefSeq, a predicted model, not a curated record
GAAUGUACACCUUGGUACUUGUUUUAUUAUCCUUUACGGCUUUAUUGGCUGCAUCGCCUGGAUCUCAGCGCAUCAUUGGCGGGCAGGAUGUGCAGAUUGAAAAGGUGCCCUGGCAAGUGUCCUUACAAGUCGACGGCCAGCACUUCUGUGGUGGUUCAAUCUACAAUGAAUCCUUCAUCGUAACGGCUGCCCACUGUGUUGAUAAGUAUCCUGCAGAAAAUCUAGCGAUUCGCGCAGGAUCCUCUUAUAAAAAUAAUGGCGGUGUCCUGGUUCAAGUGGCAGCAACCAAAUUUCAUGAAAAGUACAACAAAAGACGUGGAGAAAAUGAUGUUGCCGUAAUCCGAUUGGCGAAUCCACUGCCCAUAGGAGAUAACAUCCAACCCAUAACACUGGCCGAAGAAGAACCAGCUGAAGGAUCUCCGGCUUUAUCCACCGGAUGGGGAGCCACCCGCAUUGGAAUUUUUGGAGGGCGUUAUCCUGACAAGCUUCAGGGCGUCAAUAUUAAGAUCGAGAAUAGACAGAAAUGCAAAUGGACUUCUCUCUGGAGCAUGCUGGACGAUGACCUUUGCGCCGGAGUCGUUGGUCACGCCCAUUGCUUUGGCGACUCUGGUGGACCACUGGUGGUGGAAAAAACGCUUGUGGGGAUCUCUUCAAGAACUGGCAACGCCUUUUGCCUGAGCCCAGGAUAUUAUGUCAGUGUUGCCAAGUUUCGUCCUUGGAUUUUGAAGGCUUUUAUUGAAGUUUAGUUUCAGAGAUAAACAGAGAAAAAUGUAUAAUUUCCGGCACACUUUUCAAUUAAUCAUAUCUGCUCAAAGGAAUUCAAAGCUAAACAAAAAUUCUUCAAUUCCAUCAUUACUGCUACUCAUUGCGUUUAUAAACUCAAACCUAAGGAUGUGACAGUUUAUGCAGGAUCUGCAACACAAAAUGGCGAUCCGCUUAAAAGGGCAAAAAAAUUCUCUAUAGGUCAAUUAAUUAUUUUUUCCAGCUUUCAAAUAUUUUUGAAGCUCCUUCAUUAGUAUGGCAUUUUAAUUUUGUAGUCUGUAAAAAUAGCGCUUCUUUGGAAUUUGAAAAUAAAAAAAUAUUUGGAAAAAGCUA